This is a messenger RNA of Pecten maximus, 4826 nucleotides long. RefSeq lists its product as uncharacterized. Bases 121 to 1848 code for a protein of 575 amino acids. The record is from RefSeq and is a predicted model, not a curated record. The transcript is spliced from 9 exons. Lineage: Eukaryota; Metazoa; Mollusca; Bivalvia; Pectinida; Pectinidae.
ACGUAAUAUACUUUCAACGUGUGUGCAGGGCAACCUACGGGCAGGCGCAUACCGUGUACGAGUUGUAUUGAUUGAGGCAAAACAGCGGCAGCAUCUAUUGAGGGAUCUACUCACAAAAACAUGGAGGAUUCAUCCCCGUCUAGUGUAGCUCUCGCCAUUUGGAUUUUAAUAUGCUAUACGAGCGCCAAGGCCGCAAACAUCGCUUCAACGGAACGUAAAGACUGGUACAACGCCCGCCGACAAUGUAAGAACAGGAAGUUAGUGGAGUUUGUAGGGAAGGAGGAAUCUGUUCGCACAGUAGUUGAGAACCUCAACGGCGAACACCACUCUCCAGUAUUUCUGAGGAUGCCUCAUAUGCUAUGGACAGGAGGACAUGAGGUUUAUACACAUUGGAUAAGAGCCGAGGGUUGUCAAAAGGCAGACGUCAAUAUUAACAGCAGCAACAUUCAGCCGGAAACACAUACCUUCCGAAACAAUCAAGUGUCGGUGUGUGCGAUGGCGUGUUCCAAAGGACUGUUUCUGCGACUAUACGGUGAAAAGUGCGAGUGUUUUAUUGGGUUCGGUGUCCAGUUCAUAUCAUCUAAUCAGUGUAACAAGACUUGUCCAGGUAACAAAGACGAGAAAUGUGGAGGUCCUCAGGCCUACACUAUAUAUACAACAAGGAAUCUGCAACAAGAUCCGGAAACUGUAUCGCAUACCUGUGCAUCUAUAGUGUACGUAGAAGGAGUGUGGACAGAAAAAGCAUCGGAUUGCAAUCUACGUUUCCCAUUUAUUUACAAAGAAAGGAGCUAUUUGAAAUCAACACAGAUUAACCAUACAAGUUCUACGUGGUUCGAAAUGAGACACUUUAUAGACAACUCGCCAUAUUGGUUCUUUACUGAUGUAGACGAACUGAAUAAAGGAAAAUUGAAAAUCCCCACGAAUGAAACCUAUUGGAUUUGUGUAUUCAGAAGAAAGAGCAUUAUAUGGAACAAUAACCCAACAUUGGUUUAUGGGGACUUUACUGGUCAAUGUCUGGCAAUGAAAAGUAGAACAUUGAAACUGUGGAGCCUCGAAAAGAGACCGUGUGACGAAACUCACAGAUACAUAUGUGAAAUAUCAGAAGAGACGACUACCAGAGGACAUAUGGGUAUUCCCUCCUCUACCAGCCCGCACCCAGCUCACAGUGACGAUAUUCGUAUCACCAUCGUCAAUACCAACGUAACAAAGGUCAUAAAUACAGAGGUACAAAGACCCCAGGAAAUACUAGGAAUGAAUGUGCAGCUGUAUAUUUAUAUCGUAAUUGGAGUCGGAUCAGCAGUUUUUGUCAGCUUUUUGUUUGGCUGUGGAAUCAUGAUAAGAAAAUGCUUGAGAACAAAGCCAAAAGGCAACAACUCUGAAGUUACCAAAACGAGCGUUGUGUCAACGUCCGAAUGGAUAGACACCAGCAACAGUAUCGGAGGCUACGAAGAGACCGAUGACAGCGGGAACGAUCCCGGGGAGGAACACAUUUACAAUGAAAUAGUUGAUGUGAAUAUUGAUGUCAUAAGAAUUAAUAACUAUUCUGAACCUCUCCCACUCAAGGAUCCUACGGCCACAACAUCGCGAGAUUACGCUACACCAUAUGACGCUAUCAAAAUUAAAGCUGGUAUCAAGAAAAUGAAGAGAAAACGAACAAAAAACUACACAUCCGUUGGUCCAGUGUUCACAAGUGACACAAAUAAAGGAAAUGACGUCACGCGAGAUACCAACGCCUACGAUGUGUGUAAUCUAGAGGUAAAACAAAAGGACUCAGAUGGUGUACCUAUCGACAAUUUGCCAUCAAAGACUGAAUUCGUUUCACCAAAACUUGAACCUGUGUACUCAUAAAAUUAGGUGGUAUAUAUGCGAAAUAUACAAUGUUGAACAGGGUUUUCAUAAUUAAUGUAUAGAUAAUUGAGAUAUUGGUUUGAUAAAUCCAGCGUAACAUAGUACAAUUAGUUUGUGCUACAGUGCAAAUUAUUACCAACUCAUUAUUAGUAUUACGUCUCUACACAGCGACUAUUGGGCACUGUGACCCAAUAUAAUCGACUCGGUGGUAAUGUUACUGUAGUAUCAACAGUCAACAUCUUGUCUAAUGUUUGUAAUUUGUAUAAAUGUCUUCAGUUUAAAUGGGACUACAACAUGGCAUGUAUUUUAUAGAAUUGUAUUGGUAUGACACAAGAAUACUCAAGAAUUCCUCGGACUAUGUUUUAGUAUUCCUGAUAUUGCUUAUAUUUGCUUACUGUGAUAGUGAACGGGUGCUAGAAAUAUCACCUAACUUAACUAUGGCCAUUAUUUGCUUGCCUCUUUCAUAACUGUGAUAAUUGUAUAAAAUGUUACUGUUGAAUACUUAUUUGCAUAAUUGAGAUAUAAUAUGUGUCCAUUGACUGCGGGUCAAAAUGGAGAAAUAUAUGAUAUUUAGUUACAAUCAUUUUGCUUAUUUUCAUUAAGCUCUAGCUUAUGUUGUAAUGACAUGCAUAUAGGUAUUUACUUGUCGAGGUGGAAAAAUUAGAACGCAAUAACACAAUCGGCAAUCGACGUGUAAAGAUAACAAAAGGAUGUGCCGACGACGUGUAGAGAUAACAAAAGGAUGUGCCGACGACGACGUGAAGAGAUAACAAAAGGAUGUGCCGACGACGUGUAGAGAUAACAAAAGGAUGUGCCGACGACGUGUAAAGAUAACAAAAGGAUGUGCCGACGACGACGUGAAGAGAUAAAAGGAUGUGCCGACGACGACGUGAAGAGAUAAAAGGAUGUGCCGACGACGACGUGAAGAGAUAACAAAAGGAUGUGCCGACGACGACGUGAAGAGAUGACAAAAGGAUGUGCCGACGACGACGUGAAGAGAUAAAAGGAUGUGCCGACGACGACGUGUAGAGAUAACAAAAGGAUGUGCCGUCGACGACGUGAAGAGAUAACAAAAGGAUGUGCCGACGACGACGUGAAGAGAUAACAAAAGGAUGUGCCGACGACGUGUAGAGAUAACAAAAGAAUAUGCCGACGACGUGUAAAGAUAACAAAAGAAUAUGCCGACGACGACGUGAAGAGAUAACAAAAGGAUGUGCCGACGACGACGCUUAUGAUAACAAAAGGAUGUGCCGACGACGUGUAGAGAUAACAAAAGGAUGUGCCGACGACGACGUGUAGAGAUAACAAAAGGAUGUGCCGACGACGUGUAGAGAUAACAAAAGGAUGUACCGACGACGACGUGAAGAGAUAACAAAAGGAUGUGUCGACGACGACGCUUAUGAUAACAAAAGGAUGUGCCGACGACGUGUAGAGAUAACAAAAGGAUGUGCCGACGACGUGUAAAGAUAACAAAAGGAUGUGCCGACGACGACGUGAAGAGAUAACAAAAGGAUGUGCCGACGACGACGCUUAUGAUAACAAAAGGAUGUGCCGACGACGUGUAGAGAUAACAAAAGGAUGUGCCGACGACGUGUAAAGAUAACAAAAGGAUGUGCCGACGACGUGAAGAGAUAACAAAAGGAUGUGCCGACGACGUGUAGAGAUAACAAAAGGAUGUGUCGACGACGUGAAGAGAAAACAAAAGGAUGUGCCGACGACGUGAAGAGAUAACAAAAGGAUGUGCCGUCGACGACGUGAAGAGAUAACAAAAGGGUGUGCCGACGACGACGUGAAGAUAUAACAAAAGGAUGUGCCUACGACGACGUGAAGAGAUAACAAAAGGAUGUGCCGACGACGACGUGUAGAGGUAACAAAAGGAUGUGCCGACGACGUUUAGAGAUAACAAAAGGAUGUGCCGAAGACGACGUGAAGAGAUAACAAAAGGAUGUGCCGACGACGUAAAGCAGUCGACAUUUGUCACGGAAAUCGUGAUAAUGGGAACAAGUAUUUGAAUACCGAAUCAACUUGGGCACGUAAACAUCUUAGGUGGAGUUACAGGGAGGUUUGCAUCGAGGAAUGGAAAAUUGACCGAUAGGGAAUUGAAAUCCACCACACUUAUCAUACAGCGUAGGUGUAUGUAAAGAUAAAGUAUAUAUGAUUGAACGCUAAAUGGUCCCUAUAAUGCCAAUGUAACUGAACAUGUGUCCAGAAUGUAAAUAUGACGGAUAUAGAAAAACUACAAGACGAAAAUCUGCCUAUAUUGAUUAUGAGGCAAUGAAAAUUACAUUAAUUUCUACACUAGUUUUUAUCCUCCAGAACGUGUUUUUGUUGAGCGUUGUUAUGCUGCACGUGUAAAUCUUUCCUUUAUUCAUACCUAGUCGUUUGGCGAUUGUUUGUUAGAAUUACAUGUUUAUUUAUUUAUCGGUUCUUUCUGGUUUUAUACAGGCUAGUCUCGUCGAAUGUUAAUCUCGUUAUUACUACGGAAAGAGCAUUGAUGACCGUAUCAUUAUCCACUUAGUGCAACGCGACCAUAUUUUUAGGUUAAGUUUAUUCCGAUACAGGAUCUGAAGACAUCUCUACAAAGGACUCGGUUAACAGCAAUGACAUUUUAAACAAUUACAAUUAUGACGUUGAAUGAGGUCAGGUACAUGAUUUAUAAUCAAACAUCAUAUAUUGAUUUUUUUCCAAUGUGUUUAUAAAGUCUAUUUUCAAAUGAAUUCACGGUUGGUGCUGUGAUCACAUUUUUCGGGAGAUUAUUUUUUUUGGCGACACGAAAGACAAACAAUUGCUUACGGAUGUUCAAGACUGGGGUGCUGUGGGAUCAUUUUUGAUAUUUAAACAAAUGUAAUAACAAGGGUGACGUCACAUGUAAGAAACAUAGAACACACAAAGUUCUGGCAUCCUAUUAACCCUUUACUAGUACAGGAAAACAUCCAUUCAUUUCAUUUCAACAUAUUUUAUUGGAAAUCAAAUGGAUU